Messenger RNA from Callorhinus ursinus (northern fur seal), 780 nucleotides. RefSeq names its product fragile histidine triad diadenosine triphosphatase (gene FHIT). NCBI's taxonomy places the organism in Eukaryota, Metazoa, Chordata, Mammalia, Carnivora, Otariidae. Gene Ontology annotation, cellular component: cytoplasm; nucleus; plasma membrane. Gene Ontology annotation, biological process: diadenosine triphosphate catabolic process; purine nucleotide metabolic process; intrinsic apoptotic signaling pathway by p53 class mediator. Gene Ontology annotation, molecular function: ubiquitin protein ligase binding; bis(5'-adenosyl)-triphosphatase activity. The record is from RefSeq and is a predicted model, not a curated record.
CAACUGUGAGGAAAUGUCAUUCCGAUUUGGCCAACACCUCAUCAAGCCCUCUGUGGUUUUUCUCAAAACAGAACUGUCCUUUGCUCUUGUGAAUAGGAAACCUGUGGUACCAGGACAUGUCCUCGUGUGUCCCCUUCGGCCAGUGGAGCGCUUCCGAGACCUGCGUCCCGAUGAAGUGGCGGAUUUGUUUCAGGCGGCCCAGAGAGUUGGGCUGGUGGUGGAGAAGCAUUUCCAGGGAACUUCUCUCACAUUUUCCAUGCAGGAUGGCCCUGAAGCUGGACAGACUGUGAAGCAUGUUCACGUCCACGUUCUUCCGAGGAAGGCUGGAGACUUUCACAGGAAUGACAGCGUCUAUGAUGAGCUCCAGAAACAUGACAAGGAGGAGGAGGACUCCCCAACCUUGUGGAGGUCCGAGGAGGAAAUGGCAGCAGAAGCCUCAAUGCUGCGGGCCUACUUUCAGUGACUGUGCAGGCAUGAAAGCAACUUGAACAAAUCCCAAGGCAUAAGGAAAUGGGCCUCAUUCUCUAGGACUCUGCGGCAUUGGAAAUGAAGCUAAGCAGACUUUAUUACAUCCUACAAUUCUGCAACCUUUUGUGAAGCAUUUUGUUACACUUGUGGAAGCCAUUGGGGUUAUGUUUCAAUCAUGAUGACUGACAGGCUAACUUCAAAAUAACAGCAUCGACAGCCCUUCCACACUUCCUGGGCUAUGUACUUAUAAUAGAACCUUUUCUAAAUUGUCCCUUGGCCUGGAUGGAAAUAAAAUGGUAGUUAAAAUAUUUA